Messenger RNA from Mycotypha africana, 2616 nucleotides. Its product is annotated as Dolichyl-phosphate-mannose-protein mannosyltransferase-domain-containing protein. The coding region runs from base 1 to 2616 and encodes 871 amino acids. Gene Ontology annotation, biological process: protein O-linked glycosylation via mannose. The record is from RefSeq and is a predicted model, not a curated record. Gene Ontology annotation, cellular component: membrane; endoplasmic reticulum. NCBI's taxonomy places the organism in Eukaryota, Fungi, Mucoromycota, Mucoromycetes, Mucorales, Mycotyphaceae. The transcript is spliced from 9 exons. Gene Ontology annotation, molecular function: dolichyl-phosphate-mannose-protein mannosyltransferase activity.
AUGUCGGAUAUGGAAGUGAGGCAAAGAAAACUGGCUGGUAUACCGACAAAAGAAGGCAGCUCCCAUAAUUAUGCGGAAGAGGAAGAUGAUAAAGUGAAGAAAUCAUUUAGACAUCGAGACAACAAGCAGGACUUCUCCAUAGUAGCUAUCCUUUUUGCAGCAGCAGCAUUUUUGCGCUUUAGAGGCAUAAGUACACCAAGUGAAGCUGUAUUCGACGAAGUUCAUUUUGGUGAAUUUGCCGCUCAGUAUAUCAAAAGAAGCUUUUUCUUCGAUGUGCAUCCUCCUCUAGCAAAAAUGCUAAUUGCAUUUGUUGGCUGGAUAUUUGGGUUCAAUGGAGAUUAUGUUUUUCCAGACAUCGGCAGUGAAAUACCCAAAGAUGUGCCUUAUACAGCUAUGCGCGGAUUUGGAGCAUUUUUAGGUUCCAUGAUAAUACCUCUAUCUUAUUUAACACUUCGGACUGCUGGACAUUCACGAACUGCUGCCAUUUUUACAGCGUUGACACUUUGCUUUGAAAAUGGAUUAGUUACAAAUAAUCGUUUGGUUAUGUUGGACUCAUACCUCUUAUUCUUCACUGCACUAUCAAUAUACUUUUGGCUACAAUCUUCACGUCAAAGGACUUUUAGCCAAGGAUGGUGGUGUUGGCUUGUAUUGACAGGUUUGGCAUUGGGAUGCACAGUCAGCACAAAGUGGGUUGGUUUAUUUACUAUUGCUACAAUCGGCUUACCUAUGCUGAUAAACCUUUGGACUACACUUGGAAAUAUUUAUAUUGCUAAGCGCACGUAUGCUAUUCUUUUCACAGCAAAGAUAUUCUGUAUCUUUAUUAUCCCUGUCAUUGUUUAUGUUGCUUCGUUUUUUGUUCAUUUCAAGAUUUUGUCACAUUCUGGCUCAGGUGAUAGUUUUAUGGCCUUUGAAACGCAAAAUGAGUUGAAGGGUGAGGACCCCAUAGAUACACCAUUGCCCAUCACGUACGGCUCAGUUUUAACCAUUCGACAUCUUGCCACCAGAGGAGGAUAUCUACACUCUCAUUAUGCAUACUAUCCUGAAGGAUCCAAUCAACAGCAGGUUACUUUAUAUCCUUUCAAAGACCAGAAUAAUUGGUGGAGAAUUCUCAAGGCGAAUGUGAAUGUAACAGACGAACUAGAAUCGUCAGGCGACUUGUUGGGAAACGAUAAUAAUACUUGGUUGGAAUAUGUGCGUAAUGGCGAUUUUAUUCGUCUAGAACAUGUUACAACAUCACCAAGAAAACUUCAUAGCCAUAACUUUCCAGCACCUGUUACUGAAACGGAUUAUCAUUAUGAAGUCAGUGGCUAUGGUUUUCCUGAUUUUGAUGGCGAUUCAAAUGACUUUUGGCAAGUACAAAUCGAACCCAACAACAAGAAGUCUCCCGAAGCAGGUGAUAUUUUGCAGGCUCGUCAUAGCAAGUUCCGAUUAUAUCAUCGAAACAUGAACUGCCAUUUAUUUUCUAAAGAGGAAAAUUUACCUGACUGGGGAUUUAACCAACAAGAAGUAUCAUGUAUUGAAGAAGGUCUUAAACCAAAAACACUCUGGAUGGUGGAUGAGCAAGAUAAUCCAUUAUUACCCGCUGACGUACCCAUCGUGCACGAAGAUAGACCCGGUUUCCUAAGCAAAUUGAUCACACUUAACAAGGUGAUGUGGGAUGCAAACAAGGAAAUGACGGAAGAGCAUGAUUAUGGAUCGCGCCCCGAAACAUGGCCCGUACUUCACACCAGCAUUCCAUUCUGGGUUUCGCGACCUUUACAAAUUGUCUUACUGGGCAAUCCUCUCGUCUUCUGGGGCUCUACCGUCAGCGUGUUUACCUACUUUAUUCUUUGGAGCGUUUUCCAAAUCCUUGAUAAGCGUGGCAUUAGCUAUAACUUCGAUGGUAUGCGUUCUACGUAUGAGAAAACGGCUGGAUUUUUUGUGAUCGGUUGGGCAUUCCAUUACUUUCCUUUUUUCUUUAUGCAUCGUCAGCUCUUCCUUCAUCAUUAUAUGGUUUCCCUGUAUUUUGCUGUCUUGGUCAUGGGUGUGGGUGUCGAGUUUGUCACGAAACGCUUCCCUCCUCAGAACAGGCUCGUGUUUUGUUUCGUUUUGAUGGCAUGCAUUGUAUUUACCUACUACGUUUACAGUCCCAUUACAUACGGUGAAAAGUGGUCUUUGGCUGCAUGCCAAAAUGCUAGGUUAUCAAAAGCUUGGGAAUUCAGUUGCUCGAUUUACGAUGAAUCAUCAUUUAACAAAGUAAAACCAAACCAGGCGAGAGUAAAUACUGUGCAAAACGACAUGGAAGACGGAAUAGCAAAUAUCCUUUAUGAGGAUGCUAAUGAUAACCAUGAUGUUGAUACCAAAUUCGCUUCCUAUUCUGGGGGAUCACCUGAGCCUUUUGAUGAAGAUUAUUUGGAAGACGAAGAAGGUCCUAUGGAUGAGCCUACUGAAGAGCCUAUCUAUGAAGAACCUGGGCCCGAAUUUGUUGAUGGUAAGGAGGUAUACGGAGAAGACGACGAAGAUGAAGACGACUGGCCCAAGACGAUUUACGGAGAGGAUCCUAACGCUGAGGAUGAUGCUGAGGCAGAUCCCUCGCCUUUGAAACCUAAGGAUAUUCCCGCAACAGUACAUCAUUAG